GGCAGGCAGUGUUUUCCGUCCUCUCUCUGUCCUGCCUGCUUAGCGUUCUCUCACUGCUUUUCUUCACUGUUCUUGCACGAAAGAGAUCUAGGGUGACAGGAAAGUGAUGAUUCAUCUGACAUCAGAUUGAGUUCUUUUUAUUUGCCCUUUUGUUGGCCUCAGUCUCUGAUAUUGGGAACAUCCGUGUUAUGUUUGUGAAUGUUUUUAUUUCACGGAAGACACACAUGGAUUGCAGUGGGACUCUGAUGAUUUAAAGGUCUGAUGCAUGUGGCUGUCUGGUAGCUCUUUGUUUUCCACAAUCCUUUGACCAGAAAAAGAAAUCAAAGUGUGUUUUAAUCAUGUUGACCAGCGAGGGCCAGGGAUUCCUUCACUUUGGUUUGUGUCUCUGGUUGUGUAUGUUCAUACCUUUCUUUAAAGGCUCUGCAGGCUGUGCAUCUGAAGAGAGGCUCUUUCACAAACUGUUUUCUCAUUAUAACCAGUUCAUCAGGCCUGUGGAAAACGUUUCUGAACCGGUCACGGUGCAUUUUGAAGUGGCCAUCACACAGCUGGCCAAUGUGGAUGAAGUAAACCAGAUCAUGGAAACCAAUCUGUGGCUACGUCACAUAUGGAAUGAUUAUAAAUUGCGCUGGGACCCAAUGGAAUAUGAUGGCAUUGAGACUCUUCGUGUUCCUGCAGAUAAGAUAUGGAAGCCUGACAUCGUUCUCUACAACAAUGCUGUUGGUGACUUCCAGGUUGAAGGCAAGACAAAAGCUCUUCUUAAAUAUGAUGGCAUGAUAACCUGGACUCCACCAGCUAUUUUCAAGAGUUCCUGUCCUAUGGAUAUCACUUUUUUCCCUUUUGAUCAUCAAAACUGUUCCCUUAAAUUUGGUUCCUGGACAUAUGACAAAGCUGAAAUUGAUCUUCUAAUCAUUGGAUCUAAAGUGGAUAUGAAUGAUUUUUGGGAAAACAGCGAAUGGGAAAUUGUUGAUGCCUCUGGCUACAAGCAUGACAUAAAAUACAAUUGUUGUGAGGAGAUAUACACAGAUAUAACCUAUUCUUUUUACAUUAGAAGAUUGCCAAUGUUUUAUACCAUUAAUCUGAUCAUCCCUUGUCUCUUUAUUUCAUUUCUAACUGUGCUUGUCUUUUACCUCCCUUCUGACUGUGGUGAAAAGGUGACACUUUGUAUUUCAGUUUUGCUUUCUCUGACUGUGUUUUUGCUAGUAAUCACGGAAACCAUCCCAUCCACGUCUCUUGUGAUCCCACUGGUGGGUGAGUACCUACUGUUCACCAUGAUCUUUGUCACCCUGUCCAUUGCGGUGACUGUGUUUGUGUUGAACAUACAUUAUCGCACCCCAACGACACACACCAUGCCCAAGUGGGUGAAGACAGUUUUCCUCCAGCUGUUACCCCAGAUCUUGAUGAUGAAGAGGCCUCUGGACAAGAUGAAGGAGACAAGUUCAGAUAAAAAUUCCAAAGGCAUUUCUGGUAGGCCCACCAAAGUCAAUUUUGAUAAUUGCAGAGAGACCAAACUUCCUAAAGAAUGCUGCCACUGUCAUAAAUCAAGUGAGCUUGCCACCAGCAAGAGAAGAUUAAGUCAUCAGCCUUUACAAUGGAUGACUGAAAAUUCAGAGCACUUGCCUGAUGUUGAAGAUGUAAUUAACAGUGUACAAUUCAUAGCAGAAAACAUGAAGAACCAAAAUGAAACAAAGAAGGUAGAAGACGACUGGAAAUACGUAGCCAUGGUGGUGGACAGAGUAUUUCUUUGGGUGUUUAUAACUGUCUGUGUGUUUGGAACUGCAGGGCUAUUUCUACAGCCACUAUUGGGGAACACUGGAAAGUCUUAGGAUGUAUUUUCCUUUUAUCUUUUGAAACUUACAGAUGCUGUAUUUGUUCUAUGUUCCCUUCCAUGAGGAAAGGGACAUAAAGCUUUCCACCUAAGUCCCCCAUCUACUGAAGCUGAUGGUUAGAUGGAAAAAGAGGACUAUAUUGCAAAUUUGGAGGCUGAAUGCCCUCCUUUGUAGCACAGAGCACAUUUAAGAUGUUUGAUAACACUGGAGCCCAGAGUUGGUGGCACCCACAGGCUUCUCUUCUCUGUACAUGUUUGACUUCCAGGGACAUAACCCAUAAUACAACAAGCCAUGUAAUCAACAUCAAAGCCAUGCUAAAAAGGCAUUCUCUUGUACCUCCAGUUUAUGCUACUUGUCAGUAUAUUGACACAUGCCAGACACAAAACUCUGGAGCUUGUACCUUGCUGGCAUCUGCAAUGCUUGGGAACUGUUAUGUGCUUGCUUUCUAAUACGUGCCUCUGGGAUGUACUCACACACUUCAACACUUUUUGAUAUAUUAAUUGGCAAAAAGUAAUAGCAGGUAGUCAGAGUCGAUCUCAGCAGGCUGCAUCAAGUUAGCAUUCAUCUGGCAAGCAGCUUGAGUGGUAACCCAGCACUGUGCUAGGCAUUGCAAGCACAACAGAAAUGGGUUCUGUCCCCAAGUGCUUGCAGCUUUUUAGGAAAAGUCAUAAACACAAAGAUCUCCAAGACCAGGUAUCAUGGGAAUGUAACAAAAGCAGCCAAAAUAAGGAAAGCAUGAUGUGGUAUGGCCAUGCAAACAUGAAGCAGGCUUUGCGGCAGGUCAGAGAGGUGUCUGUUCUUGCCAGCAGUUUCCAUAUGUUCAUUGUAGCUGAGACUGCAAAUAAAGUUAUUUCUUCUGCAAGAAAUUGUGAUUUUGUACCUUUUUGGAGCAAUACCUUUUCUGAGAAGGAGCACCUUGGGAAUUCUGUUUUAUUCCACUCUAAUUUAUCUUCAUGUUUGUUGUAUAAAUAUUAUUGUAAUUUUAAAGAUGUAUUUCAAAGCAGAAAAAAAUAAAUCUACCCUAACAAAGAAACUAAUUUCAUUUCUGCCUUUUCUUGUCUCAUCCUCUUCU
Panthera uncia (snow leopard) is the source of this 2898-nucleotide messenger RNA. It is a transcript of the gene CHRNA6, whose product is annotated as cholinergic receptor nicotinic alpha 6 subunit. The coding region runs from base 339 to 1823 and encodes 494 amino acids. Lineage: Eukaryota; Metazoa; Chordata; Mammalia; Carnivora; Felidae. The record is from RefSeq and is a predicted model, not a curated record. Gene Ontology annotation, biological process: regulation of membrane potential; signal transduction; monoatomic ion transmembrane transport. Gene Ontology annotation, molecular function: acetylcholine-gated monoatomic cation-selective channel activity; transmembrane signaling receptor activity. Gene Ontology annotation, cellular component: neuron projection; synapse; postsynaptic membrane. The transcript has 6 exons.